Onychomys torridus (southern grasshopper mouse) is the source of this 1035-nucleotide messenger RNA. RefSeq names its product signaling lymphocytic activation molecule family member 1 (gene Slamf1). Gene Ontology annotation, molecular function: signaling receptor activity. The record is from RefSeq and is a predicted model, not a curated record. The transcript has 7 exons. NCBI's taxonomy places the organism in Eukaryota, Metazoa, Chordata, Mammalia, Rodentia, Cricetidae. Gene Ontology annotation, biological process: lymphocyte activation. Gene Ontology annotation, cellular component: membrane; cell surface. The coding region runs from base 1 to 1035 and encodes 344 amino acids.
AUGGAUCCCAACAGGUCCCUUUCCUUGGGCAUGCUUCUGUUCCUUUCUCUGAUUUCGGGAUUGAGCUACGGAACAAGUGGAGACGUGAUGAACUGCCAGGUGAUUAACAGGCAGCUAGGAAACCACACUUGGAUGUCCCUGACAAAUGAACAGAUACAUAAAAGCGUGAACAAAAGCAUCCGCAUCCUUGUCACGAAGGGAACGUCUUUAGGAAGCAAAACCAAUAAGAAAAUAGUGUCUUUUGAUCUCGCUAAAGGAGGCUAUCCAGAUCAUCUGGAGGAUGGCUACCAGUUUCAACCAGAAAACCUGAGCCUGAGGAUCCUGGGAAACCGAACUGAGAGUGAAGGAUGGUAUUUUGUGAAUUUGGAGGAGAAUGUGGCAGUUCAGCAAUUCUGCAUGCAGCUGAAGCUUUAUGAGCAGGUCUCCACCCCAGAGAUUAAAGUGCUAAACAAAACCCAGGAGAACGAGAAUGGGACCUGCAGCUUGAUAUUAGCCUGCACGGUGAAGAAAGGGGACCAUGUGGCCUACAACUGGAGUGACGAGGCAGGCGCCCAUCUGCUGAGCCAAGCCAACCACUCCCACCUCCUGAGCAUCACUCUCAGCAACCAGCAUCAGAACAGCAUCUACAGCUGCACCGCCAGCAACCCUGUCAGCAGUCGCUCUCAGACCUUCGACGUGCGGCAGGAGUGCAGGCUAGCGUCCUCAGGUGAGUACUCUGAAUCAAGCUCAUGGAUGCUACACACUGCUAUCCUGUUAGUGGUCAUUAUGAUCAUCAUCCUGAUUUCCACGGCAGUAAUAAUGCUGAAAAAACAAGGUAAAAAAAACCACUGCCAGCCUCCAGCAGAAGAAAAGAGCCUAACUAUUUAUGCCCAAGUACAGAAAUCAGGGCCUCCAGAGAAGAAACUUGAUGAUGCCCUGACAGAUCAGGACCCCUGUACAACCAUUUAUGUGGCUGCCACAGAGCCUGCCCCAGAGUCUGUCCAGGAACCAAACCCCACCACAGUUUAUGCCAGUGUGACACUACCAGAGAGCUGA